Molecule: messenger RNA, 1446 nt
Organism: Candida dubliniensis CD36
Lineage: Eukaryota; Fungi; Ascomycota; Pichiomycetes; Serinales; Debaryomycetaceae
Gene: RPN3
Product: proteasome regulatory particle lid subunit
Exons: 1
Coding region: 1-1446 (481 amino acids)
Biological process (GO): ubiquitin-dependent protein catabolic process; regulation of protein catabolic process
Cellular component (GO): proteasome complex; proteasome regulatory particle, lid subcomplex
Molecular function (GO): enzyme regulator activity
Source: RefSeq, a predicted model, not a curated record
AUGCCAGAAUCCAAUGAUAUUAAAAUGAAGGAUGUUCAGCAAGAUGAUGUAUCUUCUGAAAUAGAUUCUUUGGUUAAAGAAAUUGAACAGUCUUUCAUUUUGUUAAGUAAAGUUGCCACAACUUUCGACAAUAGAUACGUUUCAAAAGUGUUCAGAGACUUGGGUCCAUUAAGAAGAAAAUUAGUAAAAAAUGGAAAUUCAGUGUUGGCAACUGUCAUAAACAAUACAUACUCGCAAAAUCAUAACGCGAAGGCAUAUUUGUUGAAGUAUUUGAAUGAAUCGCCAUCUUCAGUUGGAAACGAUGCAAUGGAUGUUGACAAUAUUGUAUUAAUUCCAGAAAUUGAACUAUACAUACAUCUUUUAGUUCAAGUAUAUCUUUUGGAUACUGGCAAAUUGCAAGAAUUGAAUUCUUUAGGAGAGCAUGUGGUUCAAUUGAUGAAAUCAUUCAAUAGACGUUCGUUGGACUUUAUUCAGGCAAAAGUGUGGUUCUAUGUAUGCAGAGCUAAAGAGUUAAUUGGAGAUUUAUAUUCAAUUCGUCCAGAGUUACUGUACAGUUUGAGAACAGCCACCUUGAGACAUGAUAUAGAAACAACAGCAUCGAUCAUCACAUUACUAUUAAGAAAUUACUUAUUGACCCACGAUAUCAAUCAAGCUUCUGAUUUGGUAGAAAAAGUCGAAUUUCCCGAAAAUGCUGGUAAUGCAUUAGUUGCUAGAUACUCUUACUACUUGGCUAGAAUCAAUGCUAUUCAGUUGGAUUAUUCUACAGCAAACGAGUGUGCUGUAACCGCAAUCAGAAAAGCACCUCAAACAUCUUUGGCCAAUGGAUUUGUUCAAGCGGCCACUAAAUUGAGCAUUGUUAUUGAAUUGUUAAUGGGAGAUAUUCCUGAAUUGAAAGUUUUCAAAAACAAGUCUGGCAAUUUGGAACCCUACUUCAAUGUCACCAAAGCCGUAAGAUUGGGUGAUAUUAAGUUAUUCGGUGAAGUAUUGCACAAAUUCGAAAAUGAAUUCAAGAAGGAUGACAAUUUUACCUUAAUUUCCAGAUUACGUCAAAACGUUAUAAAGACAGGUAUUAGAAUCAUAUCAUUGUCAUAUUCCAAAAUAUCAUUAAAGGACAUAUGUAUAAAAUUGCAUUUGGAUUCUGAAGAGUCAACAGAAUAUAUUGUUUCCAAAGCUAUAAGAGAUGGCGUCAUAGAGGCUAGUAUUAACCAUCAGAAGGGUUACAUGCAAAGUAAAGAAUUGUUGGAUGUGUAUUCUACAAAGUUGCCUCAAGCAGAGUUUGACCAAAGAAUUAAGUUCUGUUUAGCAUUGCACAAUGAAAGUGUCAAGUCCAUGAGAUAUCCAAAUGAUAAUGAAAAAGGAAAUGUUAACAAAGACAUUGAACCAAGUGAAGAAAUUGAAUUAUUGAAAGCUAUUGAAGAAGGAGAUUUGGAUGACUUUAUGGAUUAA